Aricia agestis (brown argus) is the source of this 1000-nucleotide messenger RNA. Its product is annotated as elongation of very long chain fatty acids protein 2-like. The record is from RefSeq and is a predicted model, not a curated record. Gene Ontology annotation, biological process: fatty acid elongation, polyunsaturated fatty acid; very long-chain fatty acid biosynthetic process; fatty acid elongation, saturated fatty acid. Gene Ontology annotation, molecular function: fatty acid elongase activity. Bases 73 to 864 code for a protein of 263 amino acids. Gene Ontology annotation, cellular component: endoplasmic reticulum membrane. The transcript has 5 exons. Lineage: Eukaryota; Metazoa; Arthropoda; Insecta; Lepidoptera; Lycaenidae.
GGUUUAGUACGAUUUCGGCGGACAGAAGAUGCGCAGGGUCAUAGUUUGAGUGGAACAGGAGAAUACAGCAGGAUGGAGAACGUAUCGACGAUCAGUGAAAAACCCUUUUGGGAACACAAAAACUAUUCUUACGCAGAUGAAUGGUUCCUCGUUGGAUCAAACUCGCAAUUCUUCCUCAUUCUCUCUGCCUACCUGGUGUUUGUGUUGAAAGUCGGACCCUCUUUAAUGAAAGAUAGAGCACCCUUUAAAUUAACAAACAUUUUACUGGCGUACAACAUAGUGCAGGUGGCGGUUUCAGCAUACAUUUUCAAAUUGGCCUUUGGUAUAAUAUAUAACACGAUAACUGAAGAGAAAUGCAUCUACGAAUCCGAUAAGCUGCAGUACAAGUAUUUCUACGCCCUACACGUGUAUACGCUCGCUAAGCUAUCCGAGCUUCUGGAUACCAUCUUCUUCGUGCUCCGUAAGAAGGAUCGCCAGGUCUCCUUCCUCCAUGUCUACCACCACUCCGCCGUCUUCUUCUACUCCUGGGCUCUUAUGUCCUACAACAGGCAGGCUUUCUUGUCCGUUACGGUCGUUGGCUUCCUAAACUCCUUCGUCCAUCUGGUCAUGUACUCGUACUACGCACUUUCAGUAUUUCCGAGCUUAGAAAAAUUCCUGUGGUGGAAGAAGUAUAUCACGAAAAUGCAGAUGAUCCAAUUCGCUAUGAUAAUAGUGUACGUCAUAUACGAGAAUACGAUGACCCCAUGCAAGUUGCCGAGCACGCUGUUCAUCCACAUGCUGGCUAACGUAUCCCUCGUGUUCAUCCUAUUCGCCGACUUCUACAGGAAAACCUACAAAACAUCACCAAAUGCAAAGAAGAAAUGAAGAAUGAGAGAUUUAAAUUAAAUUAAUCUCUGUGAUAAGAAAAUUUUGUUUAUUGAGAACAAAGAAAUCAAAUGUUAACAAGAAACUUAAUGCACCAUGAAUUUAUAAUAAAUUAUGUUACUUUUUUCAUUCAUAC